Messenger RNA from Morus notabilis, 1261 nucleotides. RefSeq lists its product as uncharacterized. The transcript has 6 exons. Bases 364 to 1077 code for a protein of 237 amino acids. The record is from RefSeq and is a predicted model, not a curated record. NCBI's taxonomy places the organism in Eukaryota, Viridiplantae, Streptophyta, Magnoliopsida, Rosales, Moraceae.
AAUAAUAAGCAACAAGAGAAGAAGCAAAAGAAAAGAAAAAAAAAAUGAUUAAAUAAAAAUAAUAAAAAAAGAAAAGAAAAAAAGGAAAAACCACAUGUGCAGCAACAUGUUAUUGCAGCAGAUGCAGACCAAUAAUUCGGUUUUUCAUUCUCCGACUCCCAAAGUCUUAGCACCACCAACCGCCGAUUAUCCUCGUUAUCGGACUCCCCAAACCCCACGGCCCCGGGCCCACCCCUUCCGCCUCUAGAUCAACAAACCAUCAGAUUUUUUUUUGUUUUUCUGAUUAGGGUUUGUGAAUUUGUGAAGGAUUAGGAGCUGAAUUUUGCGAAUAAAAGAUAGUAAUUUGAUUGUUUGGGAGUGGUUAUGGAGGUGGAGGUGUCGGGUGUGAAGCCGUCGGCCAUGGUGAUGACGAGUAGGGAGAAAUCGGAGAGCGAUCGGGUCCUCGUGAAGAGGAAGACCCUGCAGGCCGUGCUCCAGCAGUGCCAGAGAGCCCUCGAAUUGCUCGAGUCCAAUAGAUCUCUUGACGACGACGACGACUACGGCGAUGAUGAAAACGACGCCGCCGAAGACGGCGACGAGCGCCGCCGCGGAGAGGCUGAUGAGUUCUGCGAGCUUCUAAAAUCUAGAGUUGAGUGUCCUGACUUUCUGGAAAAGUUAGCUUGUGCGCAAGCAUCUGCUUCACAAAAUUUGGCUGCAGAAGAAGGUAAUUCUUGGGAUGUGGUUAGUGCGAAUGAUUUGUGGGAGGGCGAGAACACUGAUUUGAAUGAAGAUGAGUAUGUUCUUGUAAGGCAGGAGGAUAUAUUGGAGGGUAUUGCGUGUUUCAUGACUGCAUACUUGGAGAGUAUUAAACAGACUAAGGAUUUGCCUCCUAAUCAACUCCAAGAAGCCCUUCGGAAAACAUUCUCGGUUAAAAAGAAGAAGGGGAAGCUUCGAAAGGCUUGGGACGGGAGCAAAGUCAUUUACAAUGUGGCAUCCUGGGGAGCAACUGCCAUUGGGAUAUACCAAAACCCCGUAAUUAUUAGGGCUGCUUCAAAAGCCUUCUGGACAUCUUGCCAUGUUAUAUCGAAGCUUCUUUAAUGUCGUCGCGGACAUGCUUAAAAAAAAUGUUGUGAAAGUUAGGGUAACUCCCAAGUCCGCAGAUGUAUUGUGUUGCCAAUGCAGGGUAUUUCUUGUGUAACAUUAAUGGCAUUCUUUUCUUGCUACAGAUGACAGCUCCGAUUGGUUCCUCAUUGUAAUUUAAUCUUGUAAAUAUUUUCUUCUA